AAAUAUUUGUAUCCCGGACCCGGUGGAUGGAGAAAGGGAAUCUGAAAAGGGAAAGAUGCUGUCACUAUAGCUUCCAAAUUCGAAGAUAGUACUUCACAUCUUCAUCUGAUUGAGGAUUGGAGAUUCAUUACAAGUCACUAGAGACUAUAGACUGAGACGUGUAAGUUGUGACUAUGGACACCAUCACCCUGCUGCAACUUCUUCAGACACACUCACCUGCUGUGGCUGCUUUCUCUCUCUUCUUCUUCUUCCUGCUACUCCGCCUCAGACCUCACAAAUAUAAGCAUGAGGGACUUCCCCCGGUACCAGCGGUUCCAGGUUUACCAGUGAUAGGGAACCUGCUGCAAUUGAAGGAGAAGAAGCCUUACAAGACCUUCACACAGAUGGCUCACAAACAUGGCCCCAUUUAUUCCAUCAGAACCGGUGCUUCCACUCUCAUAGUUCUCAACUCUGCCCAAGUUGCUAAGGAGGCAAUGGUGACCAGAUUUUCAUCAAUUUCAACAAGGAAGCUAUCAAAUGCACUGAAGAUUCUGACUUCUGAUAAAUGUAUGGUUGCCACAAGUGACUACAAUGAAUUUCACAAAACGGUCAAAAGACAUAUUCUUGCAAACUUUCUGGGAGCCAAUGCACAGAAGCGACAUCGUAUCCACAGAGAAGGCAUGAUGGAAAAUAUUUUGAGGCAGUUCGAUGAACAUGUGAAGACCUUCUCUGAUUUAGCAGUUAAUUUUAGGAAAAUAUUUGCAACUGAACUUUUUGGAUUAGCACUGAAGCAAGCUCUGGGAAAUAAUAUAGAGUCCAUUCAUGUGGAGGAGCUUGGGAGUACGUUAUCAAGAGAGGACAUAUACAAGAUUCUAGUGGUUGAUAUAAUGGAGGGUGCAAUUGAGGUGGAUUGGCGAGAUUUCUUUCCAUACUUGAAGUGGAUUCCAAAUAGGAGCAUGGAGAUGAAAAUUCACAAUUUGUAUAUCCGCAGAAAAGCUGUCAUGAAAGCCUUGAUGAACGAGCAGAAGAAGAGAAUGGCUUCAGGGAGGGAAGUAAAUUGUUAUUUUGACUACCUGGUAUCAGAGGCUAAAGACCUGACUGAAGAUCAAGUUUCCAUGCUAAUCUGGGAGACCAUUAUUGAGACAUCUGAUACUACAUUAGUUACAACAGAAUGGGCUAUGUAUGAACUUGCUAAAGACAAAACUCGCCAGGGUCGUCUGUAUGAAGAGCUCCGAGAUGUAUGUGGGCAAGAAAAAGUUACCGAAGAGCAAUUAGCUAAGCUACCUUACUUGGGGGCUGUAUUUCAUGAAACUUUAAGGAAGCAUAGUCCAGCUCCAAUUGUGCCACUAAGAUAUGUUCAUGAAGAUACACAAUUGGGAGGGUAUCAUAUUCCUACUGGAAGCGAGAUUGCAAUAAAUAUAUAUGGAUGCAACAUGGAUGAGGAUCGGUGGGAAAAUCCUUAUGAGUGGAAGCCUGAGAGAUUUCUUGAUGAGAAAUAUGACCCCAUGGAUUUAUACAAGACCAUGGCCUUUGGAGCAGGGAAGAGGGUGUGUGCAGGCUCUCUUCAGGCCAUGUUGAUAGCUUCCACCGCAAUUGGAAGAUUGGUUCAGCAAUUUGAGUGGGAGCUAGGACAAGGGGAGGAAGAUAAUGUGGAUACAGUGGGCCUUACCACCCACAAGCUCCAUCCCCUCCAAGUAAAACUCAGGUGUAGAAAUCAAUAGAUGAAGUUGUGGUUGUGGUACAUGUCAUUUGCUAUUGCUGGCCGUGUAUUUACUAAGAGCACCUCAUAAUAAGUUAACCCCUGAAUAAGGCUUUGAUUAUGUUUGCUAUAUUGUGUUUAUUUUUCAUUAUAAAGUGUAUCCUCCAACUCUCCAUCCGACCGAGCAGGUCAAAUUCAAGAUCACUCACGAAUUUUCUAAGACUAAUUAAGACAGUAAUUUCCAUAA
Molecule: messenger RNA, 1925 nt
Organism: Cajanus cajan (pigeon pea)
Lineage: Eukaryota; Viridiplantae; Streptophyta; Magnoliopsida; Fabales; Fabaceae
Product: ent-kaurene oxidase
Biological process (GO): gibberellin biosynthetic process
Cellular component (GO): chloroplast outer membrane; endoplasmic reticulum
Molecular function (GO): ent-kaurene oxidase activity; oxidoreductase activity, acting on paired donors, with incorporation or reduction of molecular oxygen, NAD(P)H as one donor, and incorporation of one atom of oxygen; heme binding
Source: RefSeq, a predicted model, not a curated record